Molecule: messenger RNA, 504 nt
Organism: Schistocerca nitens (vagrant locust)
Lineage: Eukaryota; Metazoa; Arthropoda; Insecta; Orthoptera; Acrididae
Exons: 2
Coding region: 1-504 (167 amino acids)
Source: RefSeq, a predicted model, not a curated record
AUGGUGCACUCAGCAGCCCUGCAGUAUCGCCACAACGCAGUCCUCAACCGCCUUGCAACAGCAGUCGCUGGGCGACCAAGAAGAGGAAACACUGCUGUUCCUGACAUCAGGAUCAACCAAGCCGUCAUAGGGGACAGCAGUGGGCUGCGUCCGGACCUCGUAAUAACUGAUGAGGCCGCGAAGGCUGUGACCAUCGUCGAUGUGACAAUCCCCUUCGAGAAUAGGCGGAUUGCGCUCGACAACGCUCGGCAACUGAAGAGGAUAAAGUACGCCGACGUUGCGCGCGGAUUAGCCGCUCGCGGCUAUUCCGUCACUGUCGACGCCCUGGUUGUCGGCAGUCUGGGGGCGUGGGACCGCCAGAACGAUGCGGUGCUUCGGCACCUAGGCAUCGCCAGCCGCUACUGCCAACUGAUGCGGCGAUUGAUGGUGUCCGACACCAUCAAGUGGUCCCGCGACAUCUACGUUGAACACAUCACUGGCCAUCGCCAGUAUGUGUCCCCCUAG